UUUUUGUUGUUGUGACUAGCUAUUAUUAGCUUUCUUUCUCGUUUUUAUUUUUUGACGUGUUCUUGUGGUCUUUGUGAUCACAUUAUGAUCCUAGUAAUACUAAAUCCAAUAUGAGUUUGUAUAUUCUAGUAAUGAUAGUAAAACAGAAUUUGCUUCUCUUUAAGGGAUACAUAUUCCAUAAGGUAAUGAUAUCAAGUGUAAUUAAGAAAUGUUGGGAUUUAUAUUAGAAAGUAGUUUUGGUUGUGAGCCUCACAUCAUAGAUUUGUGUAAGAAACUCUACCAAAUUAUCUUCCUUAAAUGAUUUAAACUAAGAUUCCUUGGUACUUGCAUACUAUGUACUUUCUCAUUCCGUCAUAUCUUACGAUAUAUGCCUGCAAUGGAGAUGAUAUUGAAAUAAACUUAUUAUGGGUUCGUGUUUUCUUCAAGAUUAUUUAUUGAUUUAGUUAAUUAGGACCUUUUCAAUCAGACUCAGUUGAAUAUUCUGUGAAAAAUGUAUUUUUCUGUUGAAAAAUAAUUCUAUCACAUGAAGAUUUUGCUAACUUGCAUCAGGAAAGUAGUCAGUUUUCAAUUUUAUGCAGGGUUGAGGUAUUCUCACGGAACUGUAUUUCCGUUAGCGAUGGAAAAUACACUAGUAUUUGGUAAUAUUUCAAACUUGCAUUUCUCUGUUCCCACGGAAUUGUGAUCUGUCUACACGUGGACCGUCGUCUCGUUGGUGGAAGGGGAACAUAAUUUGUAACUCGAAUUUUUCUUCUAAAUUGUAUGAGGAGAAGCAGAGGAUGUUGAUUCGAUAAAGCAUAUGAGGACAGUGGGGAGCGCUAAUAUUGGCCAAUGUGUCAAUAAUAUCUUGAGAAGAAUAAUGAUUGAUGAGCUGGCCAUGAAAUUCUCUUAUACUGGCCGUGCAUCAAACGGGAACACAAAAACUCCAUUUCAUGGGAGUGAGAUAUCGAAAUACAUACUGAUUGCUGUUCAAACGUUUCUUGGUGACAUUGCAAUUGAAGUGAAAUAUGGAUCGUUGGCGUCGAAAUGGUUUCAACAAGCCAGAACAAGGUUGUUGAGAAGGACCAAGAGCAGAGAGACUACGCCUCAUGAAGCUCAAAUCGAGGACAAUAGCAGUUCAAAGUAAAAAUAUAUAAUUAGUUAUAAAUUAAAAGUUCAAUUUUUGUAAUA
Molecule: messenger RNA, 1167 nt
Organism: Nilaparvata lugens (brown planthopper)
Lineage: Eukaryota; Metazoa; Arthropoda; Insecta; Hemiptera; Delphacidae
Exons: 4
Coding region: 797-1123 (108 amino acids)
Source: RefSeq, a predicted model, not a curated record